Molecule: messenger RNA, 1404 nt
Organism: Lodderomyces jiufengensis
Lineage: Eukaryota; Fungi; Ascomycota; Pichiomycetes; Serinales; Debaryomycetaceae
Gene: ALG2
Product: GDP-Man:Man(1)GlcNAc(2)-PP-dolichol alpha-1,3-mannosyltransferase
Exons: 1
Coding region: 1-1404 (467 amino acids)
Molecular function (GO): GDP-Man:Man(1)GlcNAc(2)-PP-Dol alpha-1,3-mannosyltransferase activity; alpha-1,3-mannosyltransferase activity
Source: RefSeq, a predicted model, not a curated record
AUGUCAACGGAAUCAAUUGAAAAACCCAGACGUAUAGCAUUCAUACACCCAGAUCUAGGAAUUGGAGGAGCUGAACGCUUAGUUGUUGAUGCCGCAAUAGGAUUACAAAAGUUAGGUAAUGAAAUAACAAUAUAUACUUCACAUUGUGAUUAUCAACAUUGUUUUGAUGAAAUAAGUUCUGGAAAAUUAAAAGUUGUAGUGUUUGGAGAUUGGUUACCUACUAAUUUUUACAAGAGGUUUCAUAUUUUAUUUGCAAUUUUAAGACAACUUUAUUUAACCAUUAUGUUAAUUAUCACUGGAUCUAUUAGUGGAUUUGAUUUUUUCAUUGUUGAUCAAUUGAGUUUUUGUAUCCCAUUAUUGAAUUUUUUCAGUGAGCCAAGAGCUAGAGUAUUGUUUUAUUGUCAUUUCCCAGAUCAAUUGUUGACUAAAAGAUUAAGUUUAUUUAAAAAACUUUAUAGAAUUCCUUUUGAUUUUAUUGAAGAACGGACAACGGGUAUAAGUGAUCAAAUAGUAGUUAAUUCAAACUUCACUAAAAAGAUAUUUCACGAUACUUUCACAAAUUUAUCAUCAAUAAAUCCAGGAGUCAUUUAUCCAUGUGUCGAUACGGAAAAUAUAGAGCAUAAUUCAGAAUCAAAUAAAGAAGUAUUGAAUUUCUUUAAGAACUCAAAAUACUUUUUAUCAAUAAAUAGAUUCGAAAGAUCAAAAAAUAUAGAACUAGCAAUUAAAGCAUUUGCAAAACUGAAAAAAAUCUUACCUGGAAAACCAAGAUUAGUAAUUGCAGGUGGGUACGAUGCAAGAGUAUUAGAAAAUGUAGAAUAUUUAAAGGAAUUAACUACUUUAUGUGAUAACUUAAAAUUAACAAAUUUCACUAUCCGGGGCAAACUAAUUAUAAUGCCACCUUCAACAGACGUAUUAUUUUUACCAAGUAUUAAAACAUCACUUAAAAAUUCAUUAUUACAAAAUGCAGAAAUUCUAUUAUAUACACCAACAAGAGAACAUUUCGGUAUUGUCCCAGUAGAAAGUAUGCUAUAUAAAACCCCCGUACUAGCAAAAAAUUUUGGAGGUCCAUUAGAAACAAUAAUAAAUUAUGAUGGGUCCAAUAUAAAUGAAGCUACUGGAUUUAUUGAAACAAAUGAUUUUGAAAAAUGGGCUAAAAUUAUGAUUAAAUAUUAUAAUGAAACUAGUCCUGAAAUUAAAAAACAAUUAGGUGAAAAUGGAUAUCAUAGAGCAGUUGAUAAAUUUUCAAGAACUGAAACAAGUUAUGAAUUUGUAAAUAAUUUAGAACAUGCCUUGAGACAGCCAAAAAGACAAUUUAUACAUCCAAGAGUAAUAUCACUUUUCCCAUUGGUUGUCAUAGUAAUUUCAUAUAUUAUCUAUAGACUAAAAUUCAGUAACUGGGAAUAA